AUGAAAACAAAAAUUCCGCUGGAAGAACUACUCCACGAUUCACCGCAGAAUCGCACGUUGAUACGAUUAUUCGAAGAGGAUACGUAUAAUUUACGAAUAUGGAGUCAUGAACUGGACAGUGCAUUGAAUGAAUGGUGCAAUGCUCAGAAGGUGGCCAAUGUUGCCGCAUCGCAUCUUUGUGACGUGAUUUCUUCAUAUCGUUUGCAGAAGUUACCAUUAGAUGUAGCUUCAUAUGAUAUUCCAACAGUAACGGGACGUGUGUCACAGAAUUUAAAUGAAAUCAUCAGUUGGAUGGAACUGUUAGUGCAGCAGGUUGGAUUUUGUGUACAAACUCCGGUGAAGAAGGCAAUUGUAGAAUUGGAUGAACUUGUCGAAACAAUGAGACCAGAUUAUGCGGACGCUUUGAGCAGUCUGGCAGAUGCAGAAGAUCGGUGGGCAAGAGCGAGUCGGAAGGAUGCAGCGAGGCGAUUAGAAGAACUGAACAAUGAUGUUUUCAUAACGAGAAUGGGUUAUCACAAGGCUCGUUUCAUUAGUUUUGAUGCAUUCAAAAAAGAGUCGUUAACUUCUUUUCUAACGCAAGCACAACAUCAAAUGUUAACAAUCGGGAAAGAAGCAGAAAAAGAUAAGGAAGAAUGCAGCACAUUGUUGCAGUCGUUGAGUGACUUAUCGAAAUCACAAAAAGAGAUGUAUUAUGGUGAAAAGCCAGAGUACGUUCUACAUCAACACCAACAAGAAUGUGUUCGAGUUUCAGAAAGCGUUCAGAAACAAGGAUAUUUAAGAAUUAGACUGUACGUUUCUCUAUUUUUGUUAUUAUUGAUGACCUUGUUGGAACAACAUUAUUAUUAUAUCUUUUAUUUGUUAUUAUACUUAUUUGUUGAUGUCAUAUGGUAUUGGUGUCGUUUUUAUAGUAAGAGUGGUUUGUUCACGAAUAACUGGGAGAAAUAUUACGUCUUUACGCAAGGCGCAAAAUUAAUGUGGCAGAAAGCUGAUCAACUUGGUGGAUCGUUGAUGAUAGACUUAACUGCAGUGCCGGGAACGUCGGCGCAGAUUGCAAGCGAUGGAGUGGAUCGGCGAUUCGUUUUCGCCAUAUGUUUACCACCGUCUGAAGACGAUGAAGGUGAGAAACGAUGUUGGUUUGGUGCUGGUGAACGUAAAUGGUUAAUGCAAGCCAGAAAUUCAAUGGAUAUGUACGAAUGGAUUGAGGUGAUCAAUAAUUUGGCUGGAAUGCAGCAUAAAAUUAGUGAAGAACAACCCAAAGAAAUGUUGUCGAAAGGCGCUGUUGAAUUGCUAAAAGACGAUCAGGAUGGUAGUGCACUGGUGGAGCAUCGUAAAGUUGACAGCGAACAAACGGAAAAAGCAAAUAAGGAUUCGACGGUUGUUGGAUCAGACCGAUCACCGCCAACCACCAAAUCUACAUUCCCAUCAUCUGUAGCACAAGACGUGUUGGCCGCACAACCGAUUCAAUUCGACUUGUUAUCGAUUGGUUCAGAUUCUCAAACAAAGCCACCGCAUGAUGACAGUGGAGGGAAGUUGAAAGAAUUUGAUGUUCGUUUCUUGGGAUGUCUGGAGGUGAUGACAGAUGAGGGUGGUGAUGCGAUUGUUCAGCCGGCAAUUGAGCAUUUACUGCGAGCGAGAAGGGUGCAUAGUAUCGUGGAGAGUUGUGCAUUGAAGAUGUGCAUUGUGGCCGAUGAGUGCGGGGUGUUCCUGGUGGAUCGCGAACAGACUGAUAAUGUGAAGGCACAUUUCGACUUUGCUGAUAUAGCAUUUUGGUCGUCGCGUGCAGGAGAUGAUCAGACAGAGGUAAGCGAUUCCACUGAUGACGCUCAUCAGGAAAGGAUUAGAAGAAACAUGAUUAUGGCUAUGGUGACACGUACGAGAACUGACAAAACUAGUCGUCCCACAUUUAUGUGUUGCGUUCUGGCAUCGGACGAUGAGCAAACAACUGCCGCUGAGAUCUGUCGUGAAUUAACGAAUGCGUGGAAAAAAUCUGUGAGCGAUACAGCAGUGAACGUGGGUCGUGUUGCUGCUGCUGCUGCUGCAAAGCAACAACAAGAAUCGUCAUCGAUUCGCGAUGCAAAAGGAGAAACGAUCAGCGAAGAAGAUCAUUGA
Anisakis simplex (herring worm) is the source of this 2109-nucleotide messenger RNA. The record is from the annotation of a GenBank genome assembly. Lineage: Eukaryota; Metazoa; Nematoda; Chromadorea; Rhabditida; Anisakidae.